AUGACUGGUGGAGGUGGUUGUUCUUCGGCAUACCCUCAAGAAAAGGUCGGUGUAUUUGUACGACGCAGUAAAGGAGGACCUGUAACUGUAGUUGAAUACAGUGAGUUGGAUCAGUCAUUAGCAAGUGAAAUUAAUCAGAGAACCGGCCGACUUCGUUAUUGUUGGAGUAAUUUUUGCCUCCAUAUGUUCACUUCGGACUUCUUAAACCAGGUUGCGAGCGGUCUCGAGAAGGACAGCAUAUACCACCUUGCGGAGAAGAAAAUCCCAUCAAUCCAUGGUCAAACGGUCGGAUACAAGCUAGAACAGUUCAUAUUUGAUGCAUUUCCAUAUGCACCUUCAACCGCACUUUAUGAGGUGCUACGUGAAGAAGAAUUUGCCCCUGUGAAAAACGUCAACGGGUCAAACUUUGACACUCCAGACAGUGCACGGCUUCUGGUUCUCCGUUUACAUGCACGCUGGGUGGUGGCGGCUGGCGGCUUUUUAACACACUCAGUGCCUUUAUAUUCUACUGGCGUUGAGGUUUCACCACUUGUUUCAUACGUCGGAGAAAAUCUUGAACCAAUUUGUCGUGGUAGAACAUUCCAUGCCCCUUGUGAAAUCACAUUCUAGCUUUUCAUUUCAUUUUAUUUUAUUUUUUAUCUUUU
Molecule: messenger RNA, 644 nt
Organism: Helianthus annuus (common sunflower)
Lineage: Eukaryota; Viridiplantae; Streptophyta; Magnoliopsida; Asterales; Asteraceae
Product: UDP-N-acetylglucosamine diphosphorylase 1-like
Exons: 7
Coding region: 1-609 (202 amino acids)
Biological process (GO): UDP-N-acetylglucosamine biosynthetic process
Molecular function (GO): UDP-N-acetylglucosamine diphosphorylase activity
Source: RefSeq, a predicted model, not a curated record